AUAAAAAUAGACUUACGGUGACUGAAAUGUAAAUAUAAUAAAACAUAGACAUUUAGCUUUACAUAGCUUAAAUUAUUGAAAUUAAUAUUAUUAUUGAACACAGUAUGUUGUGUGUUGUCUAGUGAUAAUUCUCGUGCCUUAUUAAUUUAUUUUAGGUGAUAUAAAAGAAGCUUUGUAGAUUUUGCCGAUCUUAAAGCCCCCAUAAUGGAGGGUCUUUAUAAAAUUAAUUUGAUACCCAACGACCUUAGCGUCGAAGAAACCGUGUUACAAAUAGCCGAUACAUUAGACAAUCUGAAUGGGAUAGUUGACGAUGUUUUUAAACGUAUAUCAAAUAAAAUUAAAAUCAACGUUGAAAAGACGUCGAAACUUCAGGAGAGAAUCAAUAUAUCCAGGACAAAAGUUGAAAAACUUGCCGGGACACAGAAGGCGAUCAAAGUAUUUUCAAGCGCUAAAUACCCGUCGUCUAUAACACACGAACAUUAUAAAUCCAUUUUCGAAUCAAACGAUUAUAAUUAUGAACCCAAAAACGUUAUACCAACCGGAAAAUCCAACAGACAGACAAACGAAAAAGCCAUCCAGGAGAAACUUCAUUUCUUCCACGUGAAAGUCGCUGAACCUAAAAAUAACAAAACCAGGAAUGAUUUCGAUCUGAAUACGGUUUUGAAUUCAAUAACAUCAAUCGGAGAUCUCCUUAUAUACAAGAGCGACGAGAGCCCGUACUUUGGUAGUAAAACUAAAGGGCAGACUUACGUGCCCAAAGUAAACACGACCGUAGAUAAGGGCUCGUUGGACGAAGCACCACCCUCUAUUGUGAAAAAGAAUCUGUUGAAGCGAGAAAUCGACGAGUACAUGUACGCUCCAGGAAUGGGCUUGGUGCCAGAAUUGGACAUGCCCCUGGAUCUUCCGCAUCUUCCCGGUAUAGCUGGGGACGUUCAGUAUUCCGUUACUGGGGAUGGGUCCAUAGCGCCAUCAGCUGUAACAUCACCCGUCGCCAUCACAAACCCCAUAACAGAAUCCGUGCUAGAUCUUCCGGAUUUACAAAUACUCCCAGACUUGCCGGUUACCUCGGAUACUCAAUAUGUACCUGAACUUGUAAAUCCUCCUGUUAAAGACGUUCAGGACACGCUCGACGCUCCGAAAAUCAGAGUCGAGGAGCCUCCAGCGUUACCUUCGACCCCCCCUCCGCCUCCCCCGCCCCCGCCGCCACCACCCCCGCCGCCGAUGGAGAUCACACAAACGCCAAAAAGACGAGAGCAGCGUGAAGCUAGUGCUGCUGCCCCGCCUCCGCCCGUGGAUGCCCACGCGAACCUGAUGGCGGCCAUCCGGCAGGCUGGCGGCGUCGGACGGGCGAAGCUGCGGCACGCUGACGACAUAACAACAGAAAAGGCGAGCAAACCUGUCGGUGGCGAUCUGAUGGCUGAUCUUCACGCCAAGCUGUCGAUGCGUCGUCGUGGCAUAUCGGGUGCUGAGGGUACCGUGCUUCAUACGCUGGCGAGGGUUAUACCGGAACCGGGGGAAACUACCGAGAGGUCCUCCAGCGACGACGAAUGGGAUUAAAGCAUUGUACACACCAGCGAUGCAACGAUAAGGCUGUAUUCACAUUGAAGUGUAAGCUGGUGAAUCUAUAGGAUUAAAAAUUUUAUUCAAUGUAUUAUACUAAUAUAUUUCAUAGUAGGUAUAUCAUCUAGCUCACAUUUCACGUGCAAAGCGCCGUACACUGAAGUUACAUCAAGCAACUGUAUUUAAUUAUUGUGAAUUAAGCACUAUCCUGUGUGUGUGUGUUUUUUUUUUCAAAUGUACAUAAUGCAACAAUUUCGAGAUUCUUCCAAAGAUUGUAACCAGUUUUUUUUUUCGCGUAUCUUAAUCGUUCCGACUUCUCGGAAGCUCUUAAUGUUACUAGAAAUUAUAUCCAAUCAAAAUUUAAAUUAAUUAAAAAAAAAAUACACGCUAAUAUAUAAAUAUGAAGUUCUCUGAUAAUGUAUAUAAUCGUAAACAUUGUUGUAAUAAUACAUCAGAGGAUCAAAAAUGGGUGUAGUUCCGGGAGUUUAUUACGAUAAUCGCAUUUCUCGCAAGCGGGCACCGUCUCGCUUUCGUUUCGUGGAAGGUGCCCGACGCGAACUAUCAACUGGUUCGGGUGAUUAGCAUUUCCAGAACUGGCGGGAAAAAAAUAUAUCGUACACCUUACGGCAUGCGACAUGAUCGUGUUACAGGCUGGCCGCUCUGUUGUUUAAAAGCUCUGCUGAAAUUAUUCGAUGUAUUGUGAGAUCGGACUGAUAGAAAAAUGUUGAGCUUCCGUGUGACGUAGUCCGAGCCCCUCGGCGUGGUGCUAUGAGUUUAGAUUUGUUUUAAAUUGGUGAAGAGCUUUUACGGUUUAUAAAAAGUUUUAUGUAAUAUAUAAUCGCUAAUUAUGUUAUAUGAUAUCGUUAAGUUCAACGAGAGUCGCUGGUGCUAUCGUAGGAUGUUAUCGAGGAACUGAUUGUUAUGGCACUGAGGGUAGUUUGUUAAGCGUGGCGUGUGUUAAAAAAAUAUACAAUUAAAAUUUCAAAAAUUUUAAUAGUUAAAACUUAAAACUACUCGUGCGAAGUUUGAAUAAUAUAUAUUACGGUUUCUUUGUUGAUGAAUUUAUGAGGAGAUAACAUCGAAAUGAUCAAAAUAUUUUGCUCUCAUAUAACAUAUGAGUUAGUAAAUCACAACAUUACGUGACGUGUGUUAAGAAUAAUAACAUUUCUUAAACUCACCGCGGAGUUCGUAUCGUGUGUGUAUUCAGCACGCGCUCACAACAGUUAGUUAUAGGAACUAGUCGCGCUAAGCUUAAAACAAAAGAUAAUCCUUGCUAUAACAUGGAUACGUCCAGAGCAUUUUAUAUAUAAACUCUAAUGCUGGUGGAACUUCGUUAAGUGAUCUUUGUUUAUGGAAACAAAAAAAUAAAAUAAACACUGCUUCUACUGUUCAUGCAUGUUUAAGACGAGCACAAAGCCGUUCUUGCCUGGCGUAAAUUAGUAAAAAAAAAAAAUAGAUUCAAUGUUAUGUCAAAUUACAUUUGAAAAUAAGCAAAUUAAAAAAAUUAGAUGAUUUAUGGUCCCUCGCCCUAACAUUGUUUUUGUGUUACGCGUCCGCACGCACCGCGGUCGAAGCUUUUAUAAUAUUACAGCAGAUGUUUAAUUUGCCAUCGUACUGUAAGCUGUAGCCUUUAAUAUGAAUCUGAUAUAAAUUUAAUCUAGGCUAACAAUAGAUAUAUCGGCAUCUUUUAAGAUUAUUUUAAUUAUUAUCAUGUAAAUAUUAGUGGUCGUAUAAUUAAUUGUAUAAAUUUUUUUUUUACUUUAUUAUAUUAUUUAGAAUACUUGCCUCGUAUACAGAUUAAGUUUUGGGACUGAUUGAUUUAUAUCUACAUAACUAUAUAUAUUUUUUAAUCUGCAUUUUAAUAGUCAAUGUCGAUGCGAUGAGAUUUUUUUUUUUACUUUAGGGUACAAAAUAGUCAGUUAUUAUUAAGAUGGAUUAGUGAUUUCUAUGAAAUAUAUAAUAAUGAGAGAUCAAUUUAUAAUGGGAUUAUUUUAUUAAUGUGGUUUAAUGAACAGCACUAAUCCGUCGCAUAGUUUCUGAACGUUUGUAAAUAAUGGUGCCUAUUUUACAAUGUUUAUCUAUUAUAAUCUAUGUAAAGUGUCUACAUCGUUUGUUGUAUGGAUGUAUUUUCAUUGUUACAAUAUCUGGUUGUAAGUCAAUAAAUGAAAUUAAUUAAA
Danaus plexippus (monarch butterfly) is the source of this 3737-nucleotide messenger RNA. It is a transcript of the gene wash, whose product is annotated as WASH complex subunit 1. The coding region runs from base 205 to 1557 and encodes 450 amino acids. Gene Ontology annotation, biological process: endocytic recycling; retrograde transport, endosome to Golgi; Arp2/3 complex-mediated actin nucleation. Gene Ontology annotation, molecular function: alpha-tubulin binding; actin binding; gamma-tubulin binding. The record is from RefSeq and is a predicted model, not a curated record. Gene Ontology annotation, cellular component: WASH complex; early endosome; recycling endosome. NCBI's taxonomy places the organism in Eukaryota, Metazoa, Arthropoda, Insecta, Lepidoptera, Nymphalidae. The transcript has 6 exons.